AUGUCUUGGCCAGAAAGAUUACAGCCUAUUAAUCCGUCAGCAAAUACUGUGGUGAAAGACGAGGAGAAAAAGGUCCAAACGCAUGCAACCAGUGAAACAGAAGACGUUGACAGAAAGAACCGCCUUGAUCCUAAGCGAUAUUCGUCCUGGACGCGUCUUGUUCGUGUUACGGCCUGGAUAAAACGGUUUAUAAAGAACUGCAAAUCCCCGUCCCAGUCGCAAAAUAUGUCACGUGUUUUGCAAAACUCUGAAUUCGAUGAAGCCCGAACGUUCUGGCUACGAAAAGCACAAACCGACAGCUUUCCAGAUAAAGUAAAAGACAAGAGUCCACUGGGAUUUUCUCCAUUCUUGGACAAAGACGGACUAUUGAGAGUCGACGGCUGA
Messenger RNA from Paramuricea clavata, 384 nucleotides. The record is from the annotation of a GenBank genome assembly. Lineage: Eukaryota; Metazoa; Cnidaria; Anthozoa; Malacalcyonacea; Plexauridae.